Molecule: messenger RNA, 777 nt
Organism: Pleurotus ostreatus (oyster mushroom)
Lineage: Eukaryota; Fungi; Basidiomycota; Agaricomycetes; Agaricales; Pleurotaceae
Gene: GLO2
Product: Cytoplasmic glyoxalase II
Exons: 5
Coding region: 1-777 (258 amino acids)
Molecular function (GO): hydroxyacylglutathione hydrolase activity
Source: RefSeq, a predicted model, not a curated record
AUGAAGAUUGUACCAGUGCCAGUGCGACAGGACAACUACGCCUACAUCUUAAUUGAUGAACCGUCCAACAAGGCCGCAGCCGUCGACCCCUACGACGUGCCCAAGGUUAAGGCUGCCGCUGACAAACUCGGUGUCGAGAUCGUGGCCGGGAUAACGACCCAUCACCAUUUCGAUCACAGUGGCGGUAACGAGGCGUUUGCGAAGGCAUACCCUGGUGUUCCCAUCUACGGGGGCAGUGAUAAGAUUCCUGCACUGACGGACCUCGUCAAGGAUAACUCCGAAUUCACUGUUGGAACCGACACACAUAUCAAAUGCCUCGCGACUCCUUGCCAUACCCAAGACUCCAUAUGCUACUACGCAACUACCCCGGAGCAUCCGGGCGCGGUGUUCACAGGGGACACCCUGUUCAUAGGCGGAUGUGGUCGAUUCUUCGAGGGUACAGGCGAAGAGAUGCACGCUGCAUUGUCGUAUCUGGGAACACUACCUAGCAAGACGCUCGUGUAUCCCGGCCACGAGUAUGCUGGGGGCAAUAUCGCGUUCGCUCGCAGCGUCGCAAGCGACGGGGAGGUCGCCAAAGGGAUUCAGAAACUCGAGGCUGUGGCGAAAGAACACUCAUCUAUCACUGGCGUCACAACAAUUGGAGAAGAGAAAGAAUGGAAUGUGUUUAUGCAAUUACAAGAUGCGACGGUCAGGCAAGGAGCCGGGGUACCCGAGGGUGCAUCUGACGUAACUGUAAUGGACAAACUGAGGGAACUGAAGAACAACUACCGGGGGUGA